Molecule: messenger RNA, 1071 nt
Organism: Cyprinodon variegatus (sheepshead minnow)
Lineage: Eukaryota; Metazoa; Chordata; Actinopteri; Cyprinodontiformes; Cyprinodontidae
Product: ileal sodium/bile acid cotransporter-like
Exons: 6
Coding region: 1-1071 (356 amino acids)
Biological process (GO): bile acid and bile salt transport
Cellular component (GO): apical plasma membrane
Molecular function (GO): bile acid:sodium symporter activity
Source: RefSeq, a predicted model, not a curated record
AUGACGCUAUCAGCCGUGACAGUGGAAGCCUGUCCUUCUUCCGCCACAAUCUGCUCAGGUGAAGACUGCCUGGUUCCUCCUAGUAACUAUAAUGCAAUCCUCAGCCUUGUGAUGAGCGUCGUGCUCACGGUGAUGCUGGCCUUUGUCAUGUUUGCCAUGGGCUGCACCGUGGAUGCCAAAAAUCUAUGGGGGCACAUCAAGAAACCCUGGGGCAUCGUCAUCGGCUUCCUCUGCCAGUUCGGCAUCAUGCCUUUCACUGCCUUUGCGCUUUCUCUUGCUUUUGGGGUGCUCCCUGUGCAGGCCGUCGUCAUUGUCAUUAUGGGCUGCUGUCCUGGAGGAACCAGCUCAAACAUUGUCUGCUACUGGAUGGAUGGAGACAUGGAUCUGAGCAUCAGUAUGACCGCCUGCUCCUCCAUCUUUGCCUUGGGCAUGAUGCCGCUCUGUCUGUUCAUCUACACCAGCGUCUGGACUUCCAGCGACGCUAUAAAGAUUCCUUUUGACAGUAUUGGAAUCACACUGGCAGGACUUCUUAUACCUAUUGCAGCCGGGAUUUAUGUAAAAACCAAGUGGCCUCGUUUAGCAAAAAAAAUUCUAAAGGUUGGUUCUAUCGGCGGGUUUGCCCUCAUAAUCAUCAUAGCGGUGCUGGGAGGCGUCCUCUACGAAUCCUCCUGGGUCAUUGCUCCGUCCUUAUGGAUAAUUGGAUCCGUCUAUCCCUUCAUUGGUUUUGGGCUGGGUUUCGCUUUGGCCCGGUUUGUGGGUCAGCCCUGGUACAGAUGUCGAACGAUUGCCCUAGAAACAGGAUUCCAGAACGCCCAGUUGUGCAGCACUAUCACCCAGCUCUCGUUCUCCCCUGAAGACCUGGAGCUCAUGUUUGCGUUCCCUCUGAUCUACAGCAUCUUCCAGCUUGUAGCGGCAAUCUUUGCUGUAAUGGCUUAUCAAAUAUAUAAAAGGAAAUGCGGAAAAGAUUCUGACAAUGAGUUUGGAGAAGAUGAUGGAGAACCUAAACAAACUGCUCUGGAUAACAAAGCUUUCGACUCUGACGAGCUGAACGGCACCUUUUCACCCAUGUAG